AUCUAACGAAGACUUGGAGGGCCUGCAACGCACCACCACACGUCCUCCCGAAUCAGCCUCGCCCGUAGCCUGAUCAUUCCCAAUUCCCAAUCUCUCUCCCCCCCCAUCUCGCCCUCCAUGGUCUUUCUCUAGCACCAUCUGUUUAUUUAUUUAUCAUAAUACAGAUGAUUUCCAAAAUUUGAGGUGUUGCGAUUUUAUUUUAUAACCACAAUUGCUGCCGAGGAGCCUCCGUCGUCUUGUUACGCCUUCAAUUGACAUCCGAUGGAUCAGCCGGCGGCAAAGAAGAGAAGGCUGGCUCCUAAGAUCGAGGCGCAAGCCAGUCCUCCGCGUCCUCCUCCGUUCGUUCACGAACCUGUGCCGCCCGCACAGCAGUAUCAGGUUCAAGAGGUACCCCCACCGCCCCCGGAAAGACAUGAGUUCGAGUCAUUCGCGAGGCAUCUGCAAGAUGCCGCCAUGCUUAUAUAUCGUCAAACGCAAAAAUCACCCUAUACAAAAGCUUCUGUUCUUAUCCUCCGCUGGGAAGAAGAUAAUGCCGUCGAACAUGAUCUCGUCGCUCUCGAUCAAGUCCUCCACGAUCGGUAUAAUUACCGCACUGAGCGUUUCAACAUACCUACCAUUCCAAAUCCUAGCGUCAAACUUGGCGUUCGUAUGGCAUCUUUUCUUGAAAAUGCGGCACCCGACCAUCUGUUAAUAAUAUAUUACGCGGGCUACAGUUAUGUUGGCGAGGAUCAUCAACUCUAUUGGGCAAGUAAUUCGGAGAGGACUUCAAAGGCGAAAUGGAGUGGAAUUCGAUGUCUUUUCGAAGAUGUUCAGUCCGAUAUACUUCUGCUUCUUGAUACUUGUGCCGCUAAAGAACAGCCGGUUAUAGAGGGUAGCAGUGUCAAGCAGGUCAUUGCGGCUAACUCGCCGGAAUAUUAUACCCGAGAUCAUAGCUUACGGUCAUUCACAUCCUGUAUUACGGAAGCAUUAGUUAAAUUAGGCAGUGGGCGACCUUUUACCCCCGAGCGUUUGCAUCACGAAGUGGCCACUCAGAGACAACAAGAUCUGAUCCAGGCUUCGGGACUGACUAAUGGAGCUAGCAAAAGCAUACCGCUCACCGAAAAGUUACCGGUUUUCUACGCUCUAAGUUCCAUUAAAGAUCAAUCUAUCUCUAUAUCCCCCCUCCCGCCUCACAUCGAGGCACAAUCAAGAUCUCCCCAGAUUGGAAUCGACGGAGAUGCCCAACUAUUCAAGACGCCCCGGGAAGAUCCAAUCAUUCACCGAAGCGCAGUUGCAGACUUGACCUUCGAUGAACCAAGAGCCCUAGUUUGUACAACGUUUGUCGGCGAAGCCAGCCCGGAUAUGUCCUCUUUCAACCACUGGCUUCAUAAUGCCCCUGCUAUUGCCUCAAAAAUUACUGUCGAGGGCAUGUUUCUAGGACCACCUACAAUGCUGCUCAUAUCAAUGCCGCUUCUUGUCUGGAACGUCGUUCAGCAUGAUAAAGUCUGCUGCUUUUUAGGAUAUGUGAAUUCCCAUAAUAUGACGCCCCUUUACAAUCGAUUAGUCAGUCUCGUUCCUGUCCUCAACACGGCAUCGGCGAAAGACGUGGAAGACGGUCGGAUGCUCCUAGAAGCUCGGGAGGUGGCUGCAAGCACGCCAAUCGUACGCCGACAUGAACUUCCUACCCAUUCUCAACUACGACCAGAGACACCAGUUCGUCCAGAGAGCAUGGGUAGACUUGAUUCCGUAACGUUGCCCCAACCAUCUAGUACCCCCAGUAUCGCAUAUACCAGCUCGAGGCCGGGUACUGCUAUACCUAAAAAUGACGUUGAAGAUUCGGCUGAGAUGCAGGAAGCUGCUGAGCAGUUAAAGGCUCUCAGCCAUGUCCGGCACUUGAGCAAUGAUAACAUACCUGCUGUUCACGCACAAGCCAUGUCUGUAGAUCACACGACGGUAGCCGGUCGCCGCGACGAAGUUUCACCCCAAGAAGCAAAUGAAUCUGGCGCGGACGAAGCUCCAUACAAUACCGAAUUUACACCACCAUCCGCACGGCCUAAGCAGCAGCGGCGAUCACUUCAAAAACAAGCACCGAAACAGGAAACGCGCUGUAAUCACUGUAGUCAUGCCCCCUUUAAGGAUUAUUCAUCGCUACGUAAACAUAUCGCUGCUGCUCACACUCGGCCUUUCCCUUGUGCAUUUGCCUUUGCUGGUUGCACUAGCACAUUCGGGUCCAAGAAUGAAUGGAAGAGACAUAUUGCCUCACAACACCUGUGCCUCCAGUAUUAUAGAUGCUCGUCUUGCCCGCAGAGUACGGUUGAAGGCAAGGGAAACGAAUUUAACAGAAAGGAUCUUUUUACGCAACACCUUCGUCGAAUGCAUGCUCCUUUCGCAAUAAAAAAGGCCCUUGCGAAGGGUGAUAGCAAAUUGCAACAAGAUUGGGAAACACACGUUAAAGAGAUGCAGCAAACGUGUCUUGUGACCCGGAGACAGCCUCCGCAAAGGUCCUCUUGUCCUAAGGCUGGUUGCGCGAGCGUCUUCGAGGGACCUACUUCUUGGGACGAAUGGACCGAACACGUCGGAAGACAUAUGGAGAAGGGCGAAGCGGAACGGCUCGGUGUUGAUCGCCUACUAGCAAAAUGGGCCUUGGAAGAAGGUAUUAUCGAACGCCGAGACGACGGCGAAUACAGGUUAUGUAGCGGAUCUAGCAAUAACCCAGAGAGAGAGUCCGCCGGCAACAAUAUGGAAUACCACUCUGAUGGAAAUAAACGUGACAGAGAUCGAGACCGAGAUCAAGACCGAGAUCAAGACCGAGACCAGGACCGGGAUCAAGAGGACCGGACGAUAGUAGCAGCAAGUACGAUGGUGGAUAAAAUGGACGUGGACGGAUGACGCUGAGCUAUAUAUUAUACAGAAUGCUAUUCAAGGCGAAGCAUUCAGAUGGGAUUUUUUCUCUUUCUUAAGGGCAUAGGGAUCGGUCGAAAAUUACGUGCCUCGCGAGGUUUAACAGGACGAGUUUACGAAUUUCUUUUGCUCGUUUUACCGGGUGUAUCCCAACUAGAUGUGGCACGAUCACCUGACGUUUCUAUUUUGUUAAGCGCAGACUACAGGGACGACUGUACGACUAUAUACCACUUUCGAGCAUACUCUUGCGAAUGUCCAUCGGGUCGGUUGUUUGAGAUAGACAUUAGGAAGGAGGGGGAAGGAAAGGGAGGCCUGCAUAAUUUGGUUCGGUAUAUUUUUAUCUUAAUCACUUUGAGCGUUGCGCAUUCUGGCACGUAUCUGGUGAUCAUCCCCAGGCUCCGGAUUGAUUUGGGAGUCGGGUGUUCAUAGUUUACCAUGAUCUUUGGUUCAUUUUGGAGGGCCUAUUCUUGUAGAGUAACUAACUUCAGUUCCAUAAUUCGUUCUUUGGUCAAUAU
Molecule: messenger RNA, 3395 nt
Organism: Daldinia caldariorum
Lineage: Eukaryota; Fungi; Ascomycota; Sordariomycetes; Xylariales; Hypoxylaceae
Exons: 3
Coding region: 262-2868 (868 amino acids)
Molecular function (GO): DNA-binding transcription factor activity
Source: RefSeq, a predicted model, not a curated record